AUGUGUGGAAAUUACCCCCACAUACAUUCCCGAAAAUUAGGACCGGGCACCUACGUGAUCGAUGAGGGAAGCUUCAGCUCCACUGCCUUAAAGAAGAGAGCAUCAAGCUCUAGCUGGGCCAAGGCUCAGGAAGCAGCUAGACUCACCGAAAUGCCACAUUUUCAAUUUAAAGAAAUAUGCCAGCAGGAGAAAGCUCGGAAAAGAAAACUGGGACCUGGGACUUACAAUCACACAGAUUUUCUGCAGCUCAUGGAAAGUAAGCCACGCAGUAUUAGAGGAAUUUGUGAUACUGGAGCAGUAAGAUUUAAAGACUACAUGAGGGAAUGUUAUCCUGGCCCUGGCACCUAUGGAGGAAGCGGUUUGGGACCUGGUACUUACAAUAUCAAAAAUAGUAUGGAUGAGAUGUUGAAACGUGUGGUCAGUAUUCGAGGCCCCUAUGAAACCUUCACUGGCAACAGAUCAAAGCCUAUGGUUUCUGGACAUUUUGCUGGUGAUAGAAAAACGUCUGAGCUGUCUGGUUGCAAUAUCAAAUCCUUCCUGGAUGAACUGGAGACAAGGGAGAAAAAGAAACAUGGUGUUUUUAGUAAAUUUUCACGGGAUCCUGAAUACCCAACUGAACGGAUCUUCUGGUCCAAAAUUGGCAUGUUUCAACAUGAACAAUUCCAAACAGGACCAGGCUCCUAUGACAUAAAGCCCAUUAAGAGAAUAGAAUAUAAAAACCAACCACCAUUCUGGAUUGGUGCAAAAAGAUUUGACCGAAGAGCAUAUCGUCUCUGUUUUGGAAUUACG
Molecule: messenger RNA, 789 nt
Organism: Thamnophis sirtalis
Lineage: Eukaryota; Metazoa; Chordata; Lepidosauria; Squamata; Natricidae
Source: RefSeq, a predicted model, not a curated record